AUGUCUUUCGCAACACGGACGACCACUACCCUCCUCCGCCCCAGCCGCCUCCUCAUCACCAGCGCUUCCAGAACAACACCCAUCACGGGACGCCUCUUCUCUUCCACAGCCGUCAGCAUGGUCCGGAUCAGCGAGGCCAUCAAGAAAGACCACGACGACCUGCGCGAGGCGCACCGCCGGAUCCUCGACGCUACCACGCACGACGAAAAGGUCCGCUGGCGCAACCAGUUCACCUGGGAGCUCGCCCGGCACUCGAUUGGCGAGGAGCUCGUCGUGUACCCGGCGUUCGAGGAGCACCUGGAGAACGGCAAGGCCAUGGCCGACCAUGACCGCGCCGAGCACCAGACGGUCAAGGAGGAGCUCGCAAAGUUUGAAAACCUCGACCCCGAGGACCCCAAGUUCAGCUCGACCCUCGACAACCUCUGGGCCAACCUGGACAAGCACAUGGCCGACGAGGAGGCCAACGACAUGCCGGCGCUAGACUCGGCGCUGGGCAGCGAGGCCCACUCGGACAAGCUGGUCCGGUCCUUCAGCCGGACCAAGAAGUUCCUCCCCACGCACUCGCACCCCAACGCGCCGGACCAGCCGCCCUUUGAGACGGCCGUGGGGCUCCUGGCCGCGCCGAUCGAUCAUAUCCGGGACCUGUUUAGGAAGUUCCCCGAGGAUGCCAAGACGGGAGAGCUGCCGCCGUAG
This is a messenger RNA of Microdochium trichocladiopsis, 693 nucleotides long. RefSeq names its product HHE domain protein. The record is from RefSeq and is a predicted model, not a curated record. The transcript has 2 exons. Lineage: Eukaryota; Fungi; Ascomycota; Sordariomycetes; Xylariales; Microdochiaceae. Bases 1 to 693 code for a protein of 230 amino acids.